AUGUCGGCCCGGUCGCAAAGGGGGGUAACGGUAGCUUCGGCCGCGGCACGUACCAAGACCGCUUGGAAGCCGUCACUUUCUCUCCGUCAGGUCGAGCCUGAGCUGGUUGCCAACGUGACACCGCGCAUGUUACCGCACAUGUUCGCAUGGAAACCACCGAACAACAAUGCGCGGGGACCGACAUGCGAACACGUGCGCAUGUGUGCCGGGCAACCUUGUGACUACGGUUUCGCAACGUCGAUUGGAAAAUCGAGGAGCCGACCUACCGAGACACCGUAUCGGAAUCUGUACUACCUUACUUACCUUGCGUCGAUUAACAUUUGCUUCGAUUUCGCGUUCGACGAUUCGGAUGAUCGCCCCGCGGAACGCUCGGUAGCGCGCCUCGUAAAGUGUGUCAAGGCGCGCGGGCGACCGGCGUUUCCUACUAACGGGCCGACGCGGACGCCGCCACGGGGAAGCCACCGCCUAUUUAGUGCCGCUGUCGCAGCCGCGUCUUCCCAUCGCACCGAUGAGACGGAAGAG
Iphiclides podalirius (scarce swallowtail) is the source of this 522-nucleotide messenger RNA. Lineage: Eukaryota; Metazoa; Arthropoda; Insecta; Lepidoptera; Papilionidae. The record is from the annotation of a GenBank genome assembly.